Molecule: messenger RNA, 7886 nt
Organism: Pocillopora meandrina
Lineage: Eukaryota; Metazoa; Cnidaria; Anthozoa; Scleractinia; Pocilloporidae
Source: the annotation of a GenBank genome assembly
AUGAGUCACAUUUUAAAUAACGCGAACUUUAGCGAAGAAUCUAUUUUUCCUUCACCGAAGCGAUUCAAGAUGAACACCACAGAUACACAGAACAACACUUUCCUCUUCACCUCUGAGUCCGUUGGUGAGGGACAUCCUGGUAAGUUUUAAUUCUUUGCCCAUCAUCUUCUCGUCCUUUUCUGCACAGGUUGCCAUUAAAUGUCCCAUCGUGACAUAGAAGUUCAUCUCCUCAACUUUCAAUUUUGACCGACAUGUGUUAUUUCUUCGUAGACAAGAUUUGCGACCAGGUUUCUGAUGCUAUCCUGGAUGCUCAUCUUGAACAGGAUCCUGAUGCUAAAGUCGCGUGCGGUAAGUGAAGGAAGAGUGGGUCAGGGUUAGCUUUGUUUUAACAACAAAAGUGUACGCAACUAUUUGUUGUGCUAGAGCUCGGAACCUGCUUGAAAUGCUGGGCGGUCGAAACUUGCCGAUAACACACCAGUUUGAGAAGGCCAAUCUGAUCACUUAAGCUGAAUUGAAACAUCGGCUGUUGAAUGAAAUUUGUUAAAUGUCUAAUUUCGUUCAUAAACUACGAUUUGCCUUGUUUAGGCAAGGGGAGAGCUUUUUGCGAAUGAGGUCAGAAGAACUGAUUUCCCCGAAAUAAUCAAUCACGGUUGGUCUUCCCCAUAUUACACCGAAUCCUCGUUGUUUGAAGAUCUCUUUAUUUAUUGUGUUUUCUCGAUUUCUUGUCUCCGUGGCAAAGCGUAUUUUUGGUGGCCAACCGUUCCUAUACACAUGGCAGUAGUUUCCCGGGACCAAGUAAAAUUGCGUAAUAAGAUAUAUUCAAUAUUUGGGAAAAUCGCAUGAGUCUAUGCCGAAGCUUUUUUAACUUUCUCACAAUUUAUGCUUUCCAAAGGAAAAUUUUCUAUUCUAUGUUUACGUUUUUUGCGGUUUUUUUGUGUCGUAUUUUUUUUGGUAUCUCCUGCGUAAAACUUGGUCCAACUCUUGCUAAACCGGUUCAGAUGUAAACACGACACGUUAUAAACUUUUACGCACGUAGUACUACUAAUUUUAUUUCGGAGAAAUGACGAUUACGCAUAUUCGCCUAAUUUUAAUUUUAUUAUGCCUUAAAACAAAGAUCGUGAAUAUUUUGACACAACUGUGGUGAUGCACUUCAAAUCGAUCGCGAAAGUACGAAUCUGAUCAGAUUUUUGAUUCAUUAAGUGCAUCACCAUAAAUUUCGCACUUCACAUAUCUCGAAAGACCUGUUUCCGUAUGAAAUGGAUUUCUAUUUCCAGUUGCGCCAGAAUAACAAGAAAAAGCCCGUUGUGGUAGUUAUGCCUGUUUUCUGAAAGUUAUGCCCUCGGCUGGAGAAAUAAAUUAUAAAAUUCUAUGUCCAUAACUGAACACGAGAUAGUGACGCGGUCAUGUAGAGAGGUGAUUGUUUACAAAAUUGGCUUCACUAAAUUCAUAUUACAGGUCAAACUGUUUACCUUUAUUCAAUAACACAAAAUAGACAUUCAAAGACUGGACGUGGCAACUGAUAUACACAAUUUUUUUUUUGUAUUGAAAAGAACUAAAGGUUGUAUAAAGGCUGGCAGCAAGUGACAAUUGUAAAUGGUGUUCCUUCAGGAAUACUUCCAGUGUCAUACAGUAUACUGCAAGGGUCAGUUUUGGGACCUACGCUUUUCUCAAUGUUUACGAAUGACAUGCCAACAUCUGUAGUGUCAGGAUCGGUGUAUAUGUUUAUUGAUGACACUACCAUUUAUUGCAUCGGUACAUCAGCAGAUGAAGCCACUGCACAACUAAACUUAGCAAUGCACGAGCUGUACUCAUGGUGUCUCGCUAACAAGCUAACACCCCACCUAGGUAAAAGCAAAGCAAUGCUCAUCAGCAGAAAGACCCCUAUAGGGCCUAUUUCUUCAAUCUUCAUCGGAGGACACACUAUCAAAUGGGUAAUCAAACACGCUUACUGGGAAUGACAGUUGACCAUAAACUCAGCUGGGUCCUUCAUACACUGGAACUUAAGAAGAGCUUUGUGAAUAAACUAUGCUUACUCAAAAAGCUAAGGUUUCUGCCAAGAAUAAUGUUACAGGAUUUUUAUUUGAGGGUUAUCUUUCCCAGCGUGAAUUAUGGCCUUGUCAUAUGGGGUGCCUGUUGCAACUCCGAUAAUUUAGAUUUUUUAGAAAGGCUACAUUGCAGAGCGGCUAGAAUUAUUUUCAAUUUACUGAAAGAUAUGGCAUCUCAUGGUGUCCUGGAGCGUGCAGAGUGGUUCAUUAUUUGUUUUUAUUAUAAACUAGCUAUUUUUAAAUUCAUGCAUAAGGCUUAUUACGGAAGACUGCCUAGCACCCUAACUAACUGUAUUGUGAAGAAAUGUAAUCUGUCAUACUCAAUGAGAGCAUUAUGAAGGACUCUGUUGCAUACAGUGGCACUGUCCUUAGGAAUAUGCUGUCUUCCAGAACACUGACCUUGCUGACACAAGCCUUUGUAACCUUGUAAAAAAGCUCAAAACUUCUGAUCUUUUUAAGGCCACUAAAUGUAACGUAUUAUCCACCUCGACUGUUAGUUUUGAACAAAACGAUUUUGUAUAUAAUUGAAAUUAAGUUAGUUUUUCUAUGUCUUAUAGAUAUAUAUUGUAAAAGUUCAUUUUAACUACUGAUCUAAGUAAUGUAUUGUAAUUUUUGUAAAAAACAUUUUAUCUAUUUUUUAAUAUCAAAGUAAUUUAUUGUACACGACCCCACAAGCUUUCAGCUUUUAUACAUAUCAUGUAUAAAUAAAGUUACCUUGCCUUACCUUACCCAAGAAGGUAGUAUUGUAGAAUAUUUGUUCCACAUGCAAAACAGAAACCCUGCCGCAUUUCACAUUUUUAUAAGUACACUGUUCCACAAGAGAAAGAUGAUUCAAGAAUGUAUUGUCUAAUUGACAUUCAACUACCAAUUAAAUAGUAACUAAUAAUAAUAUUUACAAUAACAGUAAGGAUGACAAGAAUUAUGAUACAUUAUGAUUUUUGAUACAAAAAGGCAUUCAACAUUUCAGGAUAUUCCAUUAUUGUGCAUCUUAAGAUAUUCUUCCAUUCUGCUGAUCCUCCCUUCCAUCAUUCUAUUUAAUUACUCAAGAUAUAUUUCACAGCUAGCUCACUCACCAAUUUUGGCAAAAGUUGCUGAUUCAAAUGGUAAAAUGAUCUCUCUUCAAAGAAAAAUUUGUUCUCAAAGCUUCCAUGAUGUGCAGAUCACGUCUGUUGAGAUAUUUCGCAAGGAAAAGUUUUGAUUUAAAUUGUGUGCACUGGUGGAUACCACUGUGAAAUUAUUUUGAGAUGUUUAUCAUCAUUUUGAAAUGUCACAGCAGAAACUGAAAAGACUAUAUCGGAGCUUUAUAAAUUGCAGGAACGGUAAAAUGCUCUCUAUUCAUUUCACACAUAACUUCUACUAUUUAUAAAGAUAUUUCUAAAAGGAAACUUUUGUUUUAAUAGCCUGCAAUCCUGAAAUGAUUGGGAGAUAUUUAUUGUCUUCUGCUGUCUUUUGUAGUGUCUAGGCAAGAACUGAAAACAUAAUUUGCUAGUGGUUUUGAGCUAGAAAUCGCAAAAAGAGACAACAUAACUGGGUAUCAAGUGCAAAUGUUGAACUACCAAGAUAAUCGGAAACAAAUGACAAGUAGCACUGGGAAACAUUAAGUCAAAACAGGGUCAAGAUUGGAAUUCUGCUGUUACACUUGCUCAUCUUGACAACAUAUAUGGCUUUGCCUCCUUGGAGGCAGAAGCGAUGGGAGCAAUCAUGCAAGUUGAUUGUGGGGUCCUGGUUCAUAUUUUGCUGAAGUAAAAUAAUUAUCAUGCAUUGGUAAUACUUAAUGUAUGGUCCCAGGGGAAACAUUUAGUUUUGUUUUCUUGAGAGUCCAGAUGUUUCCCUUGACUUAGUCUCGGGAAACAUCAGUACUCCAAACUAACUAGUUUCACAAGGGAUCAAAUAUUAAGAGCUUUGUUAUAUAUUUAGACUUUACCUCAAACAAUCAUAUAGCAAAAACAAACAAAAUUUGAUCAGGGCAGGGUGUGAAAUUGCACCUAAUACAGGCGCCAAUGAGCCUAAAUUUUUCACUUUGGCGACCAAAUCCUGAAAGUUAGUCGCCAAAUUGGCGACUAGAACAUUUCAUCAUAACCUUACCAAGAGAUAUAGUGAAUUAAAAAGAUUUGCAAAGAUAAAUCCGCGGCAAACUUCCUGGUUAAGUUUGUUUCCAAAACGUAGCACAUGCAUCUCGAUCGAUAACUAGAUGCCAUCUUGGAUUUAGAUGAGCCUGAACGUUGUAUAUCAUCCAUCCUAGUGUCCACUUUGUAGCACAUUAAAGAUCUUUUCCCCAACUUAAUUUUGGAGGGUCUAUCUAGAACGCUGACAGCGUAAAGAAAGAUUUUGUUUGUCUUUGAAAAUGGCGACCAACUUUUUUUGAAUUGGCUACCACUUUGAAGAAUUUAGGAGCCAAGUGGCUAUCAGAAAAAGAAGUUAGUUUCACGCCCUGCAGGGGCACGUGACUAAGAAUCAACCAAUAACAGUGCUCAUUUUGUUGAGUGAAAGUAUAGGUAUAUAACAAAUGUUGGUGGUUUCUUUCCUUGUGUGAACAGAAACUGUUUCCAAGACUGGUAUGAUUCUUGUGUGUGGCGAGAUCACAUCCAAGGCUGUUGUGGAUUAUCAGAAGGUUAUUCGUGAUACUAUCAAGAAAAUUGGUUAUGACGACUCGAACAAAGGUAUGAAUGUUUGUUAUGAAAUUAAACUAACACUUUCUGGCCCUAAUUUGUAUUUUUACCAUUAUAAGUUAUAAUCACUUAAUUUCUGUUUGUGUUGUCUGUUCUUGUUUAACUUCCAUAUAACUUAUUUAUAAAUGAUUGUGGACAAAUUCAUAACAAUGAAUAUUUAUCUUUUUAAAUAUCUUUUCACUGAAGUACACUUGUUUGUUGGUUUUCAGGUUUUGAUUUCAAGACAUGCAAUGUAUUAGUUGCCCUUGAACAGCAAAGCCCUGACAUUGCCAUGGGUGUCCACACGGGAAGAAAGGAGGAAGAUAUUGGUGCUGGUGACCAAGGUCUCAUGUUUGGCUAUGCCACUGAUGAGACAGAGGAACUUAUGCCUCUGACAGUGGUCUUAGCGCACAACCUUAACCGAAAGCUUGCAGAGAAGAGGCGUGAUGGAUCUAUGUCCUGGCUACGACCUGACUCUAAGACUCAAGUCACUGUAGAGUAUAAAUUUGAAGGAGGUGCAGCUAUUCCUCUCAGGGUUCAUACCAUCGUUAUUUCCACUCAGCAUGAACCAGAUAUCACAUUGGAAGAACAGAGGAAGCAGCUUAGGGAAAAAAUCAUCAAUGUAUGUUGAUGAAAAAAUUCUUACAUAGAUAAUUUACAAGAAGCUCCUUGCAUUUUAUUGAGAAUCCCUGGUCAAGUACCCAUGUUCAUCAGUGUGGCUCAGUUUACUUAAAAUUGCCUUUUUUUAAAGUGGCUAUCAUAACACAGGUUAUAGUUGAAGGGUUAAAAUUCAUUGAUACAGGGUACCUUUUAUCAUGUGUAUUGGUUGUACAACAGAGAUAACUUUUUAUUCCUGUAAUUGAUCAUUUGACUUAUUAAUUACUGUUUUUUAAAAAGCUGUUUAUUAAACCACAUUCUGAUCAGUGGCUUGCUGAUAACUAACGAGAAACUUGCAACAGACACAGAGAAAUUGAACUUGGCACAAGACCAAACACCUGGAAAUCAAUAGCAAAUAUUGCAGAACCAGUGAGCGACUAGCAGAGAAAAAUAAAUUAAUUUUUCCUCUAUUUUUUUGCAGGAGGUUGUCCCUCCUAAAUAUCUUGAUGAUAGUACUAUUUACCAUCUUCAACCUUCUGGUGCAUUUGUGAUUGGAGGUCCUCAGGGUGAUGCUGGUCUGACAGGAAGGAAGAUCAUUGUAGACACAUAUGGUGGAUGGGGAGCACAUGGUGGUGGUGCUUUCUCUGGAAAGGACUACACUAAGGUUUGUCAUAUUGAUACAACCCUAAAACUUCCAUAAUUAGGUGUGAUUUUCUCUCUUCUCUGUGCUCUACAUUUAGUUGUUCUUCAUGUCCUCUAGCUGACAUUUUGGUGUACAUUUGCAUUCCCUGUUAGCCAGAUGGUGUAUUGACCUCGUUAUUGAAGUCCCUUUGGUCACUUUAAAGAGAUAAAGGGGCAGGGUUGUCAUUAAAAAAGUAAUAGAUGUGUGAUCUGAACAGAGCGGGCAAUUGAAUUGAAUUAUGCUUGUGCAGCACAGGAAGCAUGGUGUAUUGCAACUCAGGUCAGGGGUCAUGUUCAUUGAAAAACUUUGAAAUUUGAAACUCACUGUAAUGAGAUUUCCAACAUUCUUGGACUAAUUUGAGCAACUUUAUUUGGCCAGCUAAAUUUUGUCUUGGAUCACCACUUACUUAGUAGCCAGCGCAAAAUGGUCAGACAGCCGGCAGGUUUGCACUGUUUACUAGCUUCCAGUGACCACUCGGAAGGGGUCACGGUUGAUAGAUAUGAACCUUCCUCCAAAAGCUUUUUCGUAGACUAGUCAUUUAUUUUUUAAUUUGUUGAUCUUUAAAAAUACAGAGAACAAUAAUUUUGUUCCGGAAAAAAAAAAGUGUGCAUAUGUCUUGUAACCUAAAUAACAUGACUGGCACUUUUCAGGUUGAUAGAUCUGGUGCUUAUGCAGCAAGGUGGAUUGCCAAGUCUCUUGUAGCUGCUAAACUGUGCCGUCGUGCUCUUGUUCAAGUCUCGUAUGCCAUUGGUAUCGCAGAGCCUCUCUCAAUCACAGUGUUCUCUUAUGGAACUGGCAAGAAAUCUGAAGAUGAACUCUUGAAAAUUGUUAGGGAAAACUUUGACCUCCGUCCAGGAAUGAUUGUGAAGUGAGUUCUGUUGAGCUGUUUAUCAUUUAAUUUUAAAUAUUUAUUAUUUUUGUGCUCAAAAUGUCUAUUAUUUAAAACUUUGUGUUUUGGUCAACUCAAGUUUCAAAUUUGAUGAUGAAUUAUUCUAAAAUUUCAAGUACUGUAGGCUAAUUAUACUUUAUUGAUAAAAUUUUUAUUAUUGGGACAAGUUGUACUCUCCUUUUUGUUAUUCUAGAACUUGAAAGAAUUGUGUUCCUUUAAAGGUUGAAGCAUGUUUGAUAUUCCAUUAAAAAGUGUACCUUUAUAGUUGACUACAUAAGCCUUGUUGAUUUGGUAAAUUUUCUUCCUUUUUUUUUCUGUCCUUUAGAGACCUCAAGCUAAAGAAUCCCAUCUAUCAAGACUCGUGCAUCUAUGGUCAUUUCAAACCUGGCCCUGGCUUCACAUGGGAAGUUCCUAAGAAGCUAGCUUUUUAACUGAAUUUGCCAUUCUUACACCUGGAAACUCAAAGAGGAAAGUGACCCAUGGAGUGGACACAGAUGAUUGUAUUUGAAACUAGAUUUUCAAAGCCUCCAAAUAUAAAUACACCAAACAGAAAAACACAAAUUAUCACUGCCUUAGUUUAAUAUACGUAUUUUCAUUUAUUCAAAAUGCAUAGCGUGUAGGGUAAUUGUAUUUGCUAAUGUGGCUCUUGUAUUUUGCUGUAAAAAGCAGCAAGCUUGUUUCGGGAAAAGCAGUCUGAGAAAGGAAAGGUUAUUUUAUAUUAAUGAGCAGAAGGAGCAGUAUAGGACCUGUAGAAAAAAAACAAACUAAAAUAUGUUUAUUUAUUAUCUAAUGAACGGUUGGUCUUACAGCCCAUUAAAGCAACCGAAGAAACUCUACGAUGAACUUUUAAUCCAUGGAGAUGGAAAGUUUUUGUUGUUGAUGUGUUUAAUUUUUUUGUUUUUGUUUUUAUGGUUAAUUUUAUGAUGCCAUUGAAGUAUAUAAUCCAAAAGGAAUUAAAGGACAGGGAUUGGUCUUUUCAUAAAUUUGUUUUGUUGUGUUUUUUUUGUCUUGUUUCCUUGUGCCCC